Candoia aspera is the source of this 1628-nucleotide messenger RNA. It is a transcript of the gene LRRC30, whose product is annotated as leucine rich repeat containing 30. The transcript has a single exon. The record is from RefSeq and is a predicted model, not a curated record. Lineage: Eukaryota; Metazoa; Chordata; Lepidosauria; Squamata; Candoiidae. Bases 177 to 1073 code for a protein of 298 amino acids. Gene Ontology annotation, molecular function: protein binding.
UUCUCAGUUGCAGAGGUAGUUUAGGAUAAAAACUUUUCUUCUUAUGGGAUGCAUACCUUUCUGGCUUGCUCUUGUUUUAGGAGUCUUCUGAAAGCUGAGCCCUUUGGCCAGGUGUUAAUUGUUGGUGGCUACAAAACAAAAUUUGGGUCAGCAGAAGCAGCAAAACAGGAAGAGUUAUGGGGGGAAAGAACUCCAAGGAUCAAGGAGAAGAAAGCACAAAGUCACUGAAGAGAAGCCAGAAGCUACCUCUUUGGGAAGAAACUCUUCUUUCUGGAAAAGAUCCAAGAACACUAUUAAAGCGUGGACUCCACUAUGUCAGUUUGAACCUCAUCAUGAAGGGGAUGAUAAAGACACCUGACUUUUUAUGGGGACUACCACAAGUCCAGAAAUUGAACCUUUCACAUAACCAGCUGGUGGCCCUUCCUCCCGCUUUGGGGAAUCUUGACCAGCUGGUGGUACUGAACUUGUGUGGGAACCGCAUAAAGUCCCUGCCAAAAGAGAUUGGACUGCUCAGGAAUUUGAAGGUUUUAUUUGCCAAUAUGAAUUGCUUGACUGAAAUCCCGGUGGAGCUUGGAAAUUGCAAGAAGUUGGAAAUUUUGAGCCUCUCGCACAAUUACAUCUCUUGGCUCCCUUCUAGCAUUGCAGAACUGAUCAACUUAAGGAAGCUGAAUCUGAGCAACAAUUGGUUUGUUUAUAUUCCCCUGAGUGUUUUUGCUUUGAGAAAUUUAGAUUUUUUACAUGUAGGCUGCAACAAACUUGAAAACAUUGGAGAUAGUGUACAGUUUCUAAUCAAAUUGCAGAUCUUGAUUGCUGACUAUAACAACAUUCAUGCCUUGCCAAGGUCUAUCUGCUCAGUCACUACUCUUGAAUUGCUAAAUGUUGAUUACAAUGAUAUUCAAAUACUUCCCUAUGAACUUUAUUUGCUGCAUCGAUUGCCCAGAAUUGCUUGGAAUCCACUGGAUAAGGGACUCCAUAUUUGGCACAAUCCUUUGUCAAAACCAUUGCCACAGAUUAUAGAUGGAGGACUAGAUGCACUCUUCAGAUACCUUAAAGAGAAAAAUCAGCUUGCAUAAAUGUACACUUUGCUUGGAACUGGUAGUAAUGCCUCAAUUGUGCCAUUUACUUUUUCUGAUCAGUGGCUUUCAAUAUGCAAAACAGACACUGGAAUACAAUUAUAAUGGUUUUUUCUGGAAGUAGGUACAUUGAACGUGGAAUGAGUAAUUUUUCCAAAUAAAUGUAUCCUUCGAAUGCUGAAGUAGUAUUCAGAAUAAUCCUCUCCAAUAAUUUAAAUAUUUAUCUAUAUUUAGUUAUCUAAUUAAGCUAAUAACAGCAUUUUAAAUGUUUUCUUUUUUUUUCUGUAAGGUUCACUAAUGUUACUUUAAAGGGGGAUGACAUGGGUUGUGAUGCAGUUGUGACUAUAACACCUAUUAAGUAUGUUGUACACACAACACACAUAUAACUGCUACUGAAACGCCAAAAACUGGGAGCUGUACUGGUACUUUAAGAAGCUUUUAUAUAUUCACCAAAUAAUUGUUGUUGUUGCAUCACCUGUCUUGUGCUUAUUCCAUUAUUUUUCUAGUUCAUUAGAAAACUAGCUUCUAAAAUUAUGAUAGAAGGAAUUAAUGAAG